AGAAAAAAAAGCAUAACAUUUUCCCUAUAAAUAUGCAUGCCUGCAUGGUAAUCUUCCCCAUAUUCUCAUCAAAGUUUCUGUGUUUGUUUUUCUUUUCUUUUGGCGCAAAUUUUCCCUAUCGUUCACGAAUUCUUUUUGUGGUGUUGUUUUUGCAAGCAUGCGUGCUGGUGUUUUGCAAACAAACAUAGUCCCAAGCAGACGGGAGCUUGGUUCACAAAUACAAAAAUGGCGUCCUGCUUUUGUUGCCAUCUAUUGUUCGAGAGCCCUGUUGUCUCUUUACCAACAUUCAGGAGAAAGGGGCUUCAGUGGAAUCGAUCGAACAAGACUUGUUCAGCUUGUGAGGGAGAAGAAUCUCGAUGAGCUUCAGAAAUUGGGAGGUGUUGAUGGAGUAGCAUUGGCCCUCAAAACUAGUACUGAGCAUGGGAUUUACUCCUCCUCCACUGAUGGCCGAUGCAAAGCUUUCGGUUCAAACACUUACAAGAAACCUCCUACAAAAGGGUUUUUGUAUUUUGCAUGGGAAGCUUUCCAAGAUAGAUCCAGGAUCAUCGUUUUGGUCUGCGGUGCACUUGCUCUUGGUUUGGGAAUGAUAGUCUAUGGAGCUCAAGACGGUUGGCAAGAUGGUUUAAGCAUAUUAUUCUCCCUUUUUCUUUCCAUCAUCGUCGAUGCAAUAUUUAACUACGAAUUAAACCGACGGUUUGAUAAGAUGUCCAAAGUCAGCAACAGUCUCUAUGUCGAUGCUAUGAGAGACGGAAGAAGGAAAGAGAUUUCUGUUUUCGAAACCUUAGUGGGAGAUGUGAUUCAUUUAAACACUGGAGACCAAGUUCCAGCAGAUGGAUUGUUCUUGGAAGAGAAUUGUUUUCUGCAAGUGGAUGAAUCAAGCAUAACAGGGGAGAGUGACCAUAUAGAAGUUAACCAUGACCAAAAUCCCUUCUUGUUCUCUGGUACUAAUGUGGUCGUUGGCAAUGGUCGAAUGCUCGUCACUUCGGUCGGAAUGAACACGAAUUGGGGACGAAUGCUAAGUAAACUUAACCGCGAAUCGCGAGAGAAAACCCCAUUACAAAAUCGGCUAGACAGGCUGACCUCUUCGAUAUGUACGAUUGGUAUGGCAGCAGACGCAUUAGUUGUUGCUCUGUUGUUAAUUGGAUACUUCACCGGGAAAACCCAAAUCAUAGAUGAGAAUGGAAACCAGGCCAGAGGGUUGGAUUUUGUACUGCAGAUUUUGGAAAUUGCAGUUACCAUUUUUGUGGCUGCUCUUCCAGAGGGUUUGCCAUUGGCUGUUACGCUAACUCUCGUUUAUCCAUUGAAAGGGUUGAUGGCCCAAAAGGCAAUGGUGAGGAAGCUCUCCGCUUGUGAAACCAUGGGCUCUGCCACCACCAUUUGCACGGACAAAACGGGCACUCUCACCAUGAAUCAGAUGAAAGUGACCAAAUUCUGGCUCGGCAAAGACAUGUCUGUGGAAGAAGUUGAUUGCUGUGAUUCCAUUGCUCCAGCUGUCAUAGAAUUGCUUCGAGAAGGCAUUGCUGUGAAUACCACUGCAAGUAUAAACAGGACGACUGGUUCAGAGUAUGAAAUCAAAGGUAGUCCUACAGAGAAAGCAAUUCUUUCCUGGGCAAUUGAGAGCAUGAAUUUGAAUAUGGAGGAAGUGAAAAUGAGAUGUUCGGUUCUUCACCAUGAGAUGUUCAAUUCUGAGAAGAAACGAAGCGGGGUUUUGAUGAAGAGGAAGAUCGCAGACGACGAUGGUACAGACCAUGUCCAUUGGAAAGGAGCUGCAGAGAAGGUUUUGUCUAUGUGUUGUUGCUACCGCGAUGCUUAUGGUGUAAUCAAAGUCAUGGAUUAUAAUCAGAAGGUGCAGUUCCAGAAAAUCAUUGAAGGUAUGGCUGCGAGCAGCCUCCGUUGCAUAGCUUUUGCACACAGCCAAGUUCCAGCAGAGGAUUCUGAUAUUGAGCAUAAAAUGAUAAAAGAAGAUGGUUUAGUCCUGUUAGGACUAGUUGGAAUUAAAGAUCCAUGUCGUCCAGGAGUCAAGAAAGCCGUUGAAGAUUGCCAAAACGCCGGAGUUAAUGUGAAGAUGAUCACCGGAGACAAUAUUUUCACAGCAAAAGCCAUAGCCACAGAGUGUGGAAUACUUCGCCCUGAAGACGAGAACAGGGAAGGAGCAGUGAUUGAAGGUGAGGAGUUCCGAAACUACACUCCGGAAGAAAGAACGGAGAAAGUUGAGAAAAUCUGUGUGAUGGCCAGAUCAUCUCCAUCUGAUAAACUCCUCAUGGUUGAAUGCCUUAAAGAGAAAGGCCACGUUGUCGCCAUCACCGGAGAUGGCACGAACGAUGCGCCGGCAUUGAAAGAAGCCGAUAUUGGACUCUGCAUGGGGAUCCAAGGCACUGAAGCUGCAAAGGAAAGCUCAGAUAUCAUCAUCUUGGAUGACAAUUUCUCGUCGGUAGUCACAGUUCUUAAAUGGGGUCGAGGCGUUUACAACAACGUACAGAAAUUCAUUCAGUUUCAGCUCACCGUCAACAUUUCCCUUUUGGUUUUCAGCUUCAUCGCAGUCGUUUCUGGUGGAUGCACGCCAUUCACAACAGUCCAGGUAUUAUGGUUGAACUUGAUAAUGGAGACACUUGGUGCGCUGGCUCUAGCCACUGGGGAUCCCACCAAAGAGCUUAUGAACAAAAUUCCGGUGGAACGGACCGACCCUUUUAUAAUUAACAUCAUGUGGAGGAACAUCUUACCUCAAGCUGCGUAUCAGAUUUGUCUAGUUCUGGCAUUCGUUUUCAAAGGUGAAUCAAUCUUUCAUGCAGACAAUGUGUUAAACACCACUUUGGUUUUCAACACUUUUGUACUCUACCAAGUUUUCAAUGAAUUCAAUGCAAGGAAGAUGGAGAAGAAGAAUGUGUUCGAAGGGGUUCACAGGAACAAAAUUUUUGUGGGAAUCAUUGCCAUAACCAUUGUUCUUCAGGUGGUUGUGGUGGAAUUUCUGAAUAACUUUGCAUCCACAGAAAGGUUGAGCUUGCAGCAAUGGGGGAUAUGUAUUGGAAUUGCUUCCAUGACUUGGCCUAUUGGUUGGGUUGUGAAGUGCCUUCCUGUUCCAGAGAAGCCAUUUUUAAGCCAUCUGAUAACAGAAAAGAUCGUCACAUUAAUGAAAAGAAUAAGAAUUGAGUCAAUUAAGUGUUUAGCUUUUGUAAAACAUUGAUUUAGUCAACGGAGUUUGCUUUUCUUGUUCCACUUUAUUUGACCAUUUGUUUUAUGUAUACUGGGAAAAAAUUUGCUAAUGAUUAUACAAAUAAACUAAUGUCUUUUCAUAGUUUCUA
Messenger RNA from Ziziphus jujuba (common jujube), 3299 nucleotides. Its product is annotated as putative calcium-transporting ATPase 13, plasma membrane-type. Gene Ontology annotation, molecular function: ATP hydrolysis activity; P-type calcium transporter activity; ATP binding. The transcript has a single exon. Gene Ontology annotation, biological process: calcium ion transmembrane transport. NCBI's taxonomy places the organism in Eukaryota, Viridiplantae, Streptophyta, Magnoliopsida, Rosales, Rhamnaceae. The record is from RefSeq and is a predicted model, not a curated record. Bases 158 to 3181 code for a protein of 1007 amino acids. Gene Ontology annotation, cellular component: membrane; intracellular membrane-bounded organelle.